Molecule: messenger RNA, 1338 nt
Organism: Lolium rigidum
Lineage: Eukaryota; Viridiplantae; Streptophyta; Magnoliopsida; Poales; Poaceae
Product: putative F-box/FBD/LRR-repeat protein At5g44950
Exons: 4
Coding region: 1-1338 (445 amino acids)
Molecular function (GO): protein binding
Source: RefSeq, a predicted model, not a curated record
AUGGAGGCCACGACGCUUCGCCCAGCCAAGCAGCCGAGUCUGGAAGAACUCGAUCUCAUUAGCCUCCUCCCCGACGAGAUCCUGGGCACCAUCAUCUCCCUCCUCUACAUCGAGGAAGGCGCGCGCACUGCCAUCCUCUCCCGCCGCUGGCGCCACCUGUGGCGCUCCUCUCCGCUCAACCUCGACGAUGGCAGCCACCUCUGGUUUCUUCCCAAUGCCAGGCAAGUCGCAUCCAAGAUUCUCUCCGAGCACCAGGGCGACGGACGCUGCCUCAAGGUCCGUCACAUCUACGGCGCCGACUUCGAUGGCUGGAUCAAGUCCCCCGCCCUUGAUAAUCUCCAGGAGAUCGACCUCCGGAUCGGAUCGCUGCCUCCAUCGGUGCUCCGAUUCGCACCGACCCUUCGUGUGGCCGUCUUCUCCUGCUGCAGCUUCUUCCUCAAGGACACGCCCCGGACUUUCAGUUUCCCGCACCUCAAGGAACUCUCCUUGAGCUCGGUUGCCAUGCGGGAAGAAACACUCCACAGCGUUCUCUCCGGAUGCCCUGUCCUCGAGAGCCUGCUGAUUGACAAUUGCACUGGCCUCAGGCGCCUGGUGAUUAACUCGCAGACUCUCAGGAGCAUCGCCGUCUGUGACGAUGGCAUGGAUGAAAUAGUGAUCGAGGAUGCCCCUCGCCUGGAAAGAUUAAUCAGGUCUCUUCAGUUUGAGCCCACUCCAAUCAUCCGUGUAAUCAGGGCGCCCAAGCUGGAGAUCUUGGGUCCAUUGACGGAUGAUUUUGCUAAAUUUAAGCUUGAAACCACAGCUCCUGAGGAGAUGACUGAUGGCAACUUGAAUACGACGAUGCGCAGCGUGAAGGUUUUGCAUCUCAAUUCAGUUGGCCCUAAUCUUGGUGCAGUUGUUCGCUUCCUCAAACUCUUUCCUUGCUUGGAGAAGUUGUACAUCAUGUCAUGCCCCAAGAAGAAUUCUCGGAAGAAAACAAAAAAGAAUAGACAGCAUCCUGGCACCCAAGAUCCUAUCGAAUGCCUUGACCAUCUGAAAGAACUUGUGUUAAGGAUUUACAGGUUUGGCGACAAGCAGGAGGUUGACUUUGCCAAAUUCUUUGUUCUGAAUGCUGAAGUGCUAGAGCUGAUGACAUUUGCUGUCCAUUACAACAGACAUAAUGUUGAUCGGAAGCAACAGCACAAGCUCCUUAAGUUUGACAGUAGGGCUUCUCUAGGUGCUCGAGUAGACACCAUAGUUGAUUAUGAGCAUGAGAGAUUUGCUUGCAGAAAUAAUAGUCACAUUUUGUCCAUGGAUAACCCCUUCGGUAGCUCCUGCGAGUUCUGCGCACAAGGAUAUUGA